Molecule: messenger RNA, 856 nt
Organism: Drosophila willistoni
Lineage: Eukaryota; Metazoa; Arthropoda; Insecta; Diptera; Drosophilidae
Product: histidine-rich glycoprotein
Exons: 3
Coding region: 1-627 (208 amino acids)
Source: RefSeq, a predicted model, not a curated record
AUGCAGUGCAAUUACAAGUGGUUAAGUUUGCUGAAGCACCGUCCACCAAGCCACCCACUCAUUGAUGACACGACGACGGAGGAGUCGCUUUUGCUUAGACCUAGUCCAUCGACUGUGGAAAUCAAGUCAAAUUGUAAGGUUCCUGGGAGCUCUGUAAAGGAUAUACUAACUACUACAUAUUUUGUCCCACAGUUGUUGAAGCUAUCAAUCGUUGUGGCUUUGCUCAUACUAUUAAUUGGUGUGCAGCAAACAAAUGCCGGACAUCAAAAGAAGAAGAAAAUUGUCAUCCAUGUCCCGGUACACAAGAAGAUUGAAAAGCACAUACACACAGUGAUCAAACAUGUGCAUCAUCAUCAUACCAACAAUCCCAUUGUUCUCAAGGAGGAGAAGAAGAUUAUUCAUGAAGAAGUGCGUCCUAUUCAAAUACAUCAAACCAAAGAGCACAUUCACCAUCAUGAGAAGCAUGAGCACCAGCAUCAGCACCAUCACCCAAUCCAUGAAGUGGAAGUCGAGCCGGAGGAGGAACAUAUCCAUCAUCAUCAUAACUAUGAGCACAAGGAUCGGGAUGACUAUAUUGGUGCCGGAGGUGGCGGUGGUAGUGAUGGUAUUAGCAGCGAGGAGCGCUGACUAUGCGGGGCAUGCGCGGAGGAGUGCACUGAUGCCGAUGUAGACUGAAACCAAAAUCGAAACAAAACCAAAAACACCCACUCGAAAGGUGAUUUCCACUUUGUGAUUCUUUAGGGCUAAUAGGUAUGCAAGGGGAUUCUAUUUUUUUGUUUUUUUUUUUGUAUUUUUACAUUAGUAUAAAUAGUUUAAUAAUGGGCAAUGCAAAAUAAAAGAAAAUUUUUGUUUUAAA